Molecule: messenger RNA, 123 nt
Organism: Sclerotinia sclerotiorum 1980 UF-70
Lineage: Eukaryota; Fungi; Ascomycota; Leotiomycetes; Helotiales; Sclerotiniaceae
Exons: 1
Coding region: 1-123 (40 amino acids)
Source: RefSeq, a predicted model, not a curated record
AUGGCAUACGCCAGCAUCAUGCAAUGCUCGUACGGUUUGAGACAGGUCCGAUUCGAACUUGGUCACCCAUUCAUCCUCUCGGUCAUCUUUAGAGAUAGUAUCGAAACCAACUCCAUUGAAUAG